GACUCCCCCACGGUAUUGAAUCAUGAUCAGUUCUGCGUCCGUGAUAUAUGGUACUCGCCUGGCUACAUCUCCUCUUCCUCACCGGCCAUCGUCAUCAAUCACAUCCUAAUUUUGUCGUGGGAUUAUUUUUCCAAACGUCCGGUUAGCCAAGGAACACAAAGUCACACCGAGGUCAAGCACAGGGCACUACAUCAGUCGCAUCAACGUUGUGGUAACGCUAUCGUGACUCGUCAUGUCUCUUCCGAGUGUGUACUCCGAGGCGCCAACAUAUUCCGAGGACAGAGGGGGAAAUAAUACGGCUGUCGACUUUAAUUCCUCAGUGGAGAGCAAGCCUCUUGUUGAUCGGAACAUAAGCGAUGCGGUAUUCUUGGUAGUGAUGGGCGUAUCUGGUACAGGCAAAUCUACUCUCGGCGCUGCGCUAUCAAAGGCUCUCCGUCUCCCGUUCAUCGACGGCGACGACCUUCAUCCGCAAUCUAAUGUAGACAAGAUGUCACGUGGAGAACCUCUCACAGACGCAGAUCGCCGGCCCUGGCUGGAAACUAUCCGCAGGACGGCUGUCAGUAGCAUUCUGAGUCAACUUGGGGAUGACCACGGGAUGCAUGUGCCGAGUCCUGUGAGGGAUGAAGACCAGAAACCGGGUAUCCUCAUCGCGUGCUCGGCGCUAAAGGGGAGUUACCGGUCAGUACUAAGGGGUGAAACUCUGUCGGAAGCAGAGGAGUCGAAGCACUCGGGAAAGCUUCCGACGUGCUUUGUUUAUAUGAAAGGCUCGCGGGAGGUGCUCAUGGACCGAAUGAUGAAACGCCAGGGGCAUUUCAUGAAGGUUGAGAUGUUGGAUAGUCAGUUGAAGACGCUGGAGAGCCCUGAGAAUGAGGAGGGUGUGGUGACGGUGUCGAUAGAGUGGUCGACUGAGGACCAGGUGCGAGAGGUAGUCAGAGCUCUCGAUGAUGGAGGACUUGGAGCAGUGUAGCAGCAUCAGUGGCAUUCGAAACACUUUACACACUUCUUGUUUUGCCUUUGAACAG
Suillus subalutaceus is the source of this 1022-nucleotide messenger RNA. RefSeq names its product P-loop containing nucleoside triphosphate hydrolase protein. Gene Ontology annotation, molecular function: gluconokinase activity. The record is from RefSeq and is a predicted model, not a curated record. Bases 233 to 967 code for a protein of 244 amino acids. Gene Ontology annotation, cellular component: cytoplasm. NCBI's taxonomy places the organism in Eukaryota, Fungi, Basidiomycota, Agaricomycetes, Boletales, Suillaceae. The transcript has 2 exons.